This is a messenger RNA of Entamoeba dispar SAW760, 1115 nucleotides long. RefSeq lists its product as uncharacterized. The annotation marks the transcript as partial. The transcript has a single exon. NCBI's taxonomy places the organism in Eukaryota, Evosea, Mastigamoebida, Endamoebidae. The record is from RefSeq and is a predicted model, not a curated record.
AGAAAUUUUUUCAACAACAAGAAUGCAAAAGUUACUUUCAUUAAUUAAAAAAUUUAUUCAUCAAUCAAAAAUAAAACCUAUGUUAAUUACUUAUAUCAAUAAUUUGAUUUCAGUGGUUGAUUAUUAUUUAAUUGGAAUAGAACCUAUUGAAAAUAUUCAUGAAGGGUUAUUAGAAAAUCUUUUAGAUAUUUUGUGUGAAUCAUCAAACCUCUUUCCUAAUUUAAUUAAAGAAGGAGAGCAUGUUGAAUUUAAUGAUAUUAGAAUUACUUUUGUUACAUGGAUAUCAACUUUAAUGAAUGUUUUAUUAAAAAUUAUUAAAAUAUUUACACCUAAUUAUUUGUAUAUUCAUUUUCCAUUAAUUCAUCAAAAAUUAAUGUCUCAUAUUAAUUCUAUUUUAGAUAAAGUUCCAAUUCUUUCAAUUAAUAAUGAAAAAUACUAUUAUCGCCAAAUAGGAAAAAAUCAAUCUGUUUCUCCAGUUACUUUUAUUCUUCCUUUUUAUACUAAAGUAUUAAUCUUAUUUAAAUUAAAUAACAUUGAAUUUAAUAUUCCAAUUGAAGAUUGUAAAAAAAUUGUACAAAUAGCUCUAUUUCCAAUUAUUUUUAAAGAACAAAUUGUUAAUAAUGAAUGGAUAAGAAAUGGUACAGAGGUUUUUAUUCAAUAUGAACAGGUAGUAUCAUUACAUUUUAAAGAACCUUUACUUAAUACAAUUCAAUUACUUCAAUUUUUAGCUGAAAGAAUUGGAUUUGAUUAUAUUUUAAUAGAAAUGAUGAUUGGUAUUCAAAUAAUCAAUUGCGAUUCUUUAAUUGAUAAAGAAAUACCUCAAUAUAAUGAAAAAAUAAAAAAUAAACGUACUGAAGAGACUCACAAUGAAAAUGAUAAUUCAGUUAUUAGGGAACAAGAAAUUAAUCAUAUUAUUACUAUUCUUAAUUCUAUGGGUGAAGAAACGUUAAAUGAAGAUGAAGAAACUACAAGAAAUGAAUUAUUGAGAAGACUUCAAGAAUAUAUUAAUUUAGAUAUACCUGUUAUUCAAAAUCAAAUAACUAGUGAUGAAACUAAUAACGAAGAAGAAAAAGAAAGAAAAAUAGAAAAUAAAGAGAAAGAAGAAGUAAAUGAUU